AGGCGGAGUCCGACCCGGACACAGGGAAGCAGAGGUCGCCUUCCGCACACACCAUCUUUUCCUUUUCGGUUGCGCGCAAGCAAGCACAGCGGCCGCCGAUGCUCCUAAAACCCCAGGCAAUCUGGGCGGCUUCCCUCCCUCUCUUCCUCGGCCGCCGCCUCCUCCCCAAAUCCAGCCCCUCUCCUCCUCCCUCCGGCCGCCGCCUCCCCUUCCGCCCGAUUUGCAAGCGGCGGAUGAGCGCGCAGGCGGACCCCAGAUUCGCCCCUCUCCCCACAGCGCAGUCCGAGGCUGAUGCCGGGGCAGACGGGUACCAGUUCCGGCUGGUUUCCUACAACAUACUCGCCCAGGUUUAUGUGAAGAGCGCAUUUUUUCCCCAUUCUCCAUCCGCGUCUCUUAAGUGGAAAGCUCGUUCAAAAGCCGUUCUAACAGAACUUAAGAGUUUUAAUGCUGACCUCAUGUGCAUACAGGAGUUGGAUGAAUAUGAGACAUUCUAUAGGAAAAACAUGGAAAGUACUGGAUAUUCAAGUAUUUAUGUCCAGCGAUCUGGGGACAAACGGGAUGGAUGUGGUAUAUUUUAUAAACCAAAAAGUGUGGAACUGUUACAGAAGGAAGUAAUACAUUACAAUGACUUGGUGUGGAAACAUGUCCUUAAUGAUAAUGUAAUUAGUGCUCCCUCGAAUAAUUCUUCACCAUCAGAAGAAUCUAGUGGAAAGGAAGAUAAUAAGAAACGUGGAGAUCCAAAUGAUCCACGUGUGAGAUUGAAGCGUGACUGUGUUGGUUUACUUGCUGCUUUCAAGCUUGGCGAUCCUUGUGAGCAUAUUCUAAUUGUGGCGAACACACAUAUUUAUUGGGAUCCAGAAUGGAUUGAUGUGAAGUUGGCUCAAGCAAAGUAUCUUCUUUCAAAAGUCUCUGAGUUUGAGAAAAUUAUCGCAAAUAAGUUCACCUGUAAACCUUCUGUGAUCAUUGCUGGUGAUUUUAACUCUACCCCUGGUGAUAAGGUAUACAAUUACCUUGUAUCAGCUAGCUCCGAAUCUACGGACGAAGCCCUGAUCAAAUUGCACAGCCUGUAUGCUGAGAACGGAGGGGAGCCGGAGUUCACAAAUUGCACUCCAGGUUUUACUGGAACAUUGGACUACAUAUUCCUGUCGGAAGGCGGUUCAGUAAAACCUACUAGCCUACUUCGGAUCCCACGAGGGGGUUCCCCGGAUGUGGAAGGAGGCCUGCCCAACUUCCACCAUCCUAGUGAUCACUUGCCAAUCGGUGCCGAUUUCCAGGUACUUAGCAGCUAGCUAGCUAGUGCCUAGGGCGGCCGGUUGCAUUUUUCGACUGUGGCGGCAAAUGGCCCUCGAACUGUUGGCCAUGGUCUGCGUGCAGUCUAGGUUAAUCAUAAGGCUGGGGUGCAUGCAAUGACAUCUCACAGCCACAUUUUCUGGUCGUUCUUCAGAAGCAAUUUGUCAAUUGAUAAUGGUGUACUUUGUUUCCUUUUGUGCGUGCGUGAUGGUAUGAAUGUGAAGAAACAUGCGCCUUUUGGUAUUCGGCCAAAGAGGUAUGUGCGGUAUGUGCAUUUAUCAGUGUAUGCAUUUCCCAGAA
Aegilops tauschii subsp. strangulata is the source of this 1590-nucleotide messenger RNA. Its product is annotated as carbon catabolite repressor protein 4 homolog 4. The record is from RefSeq and is a predicted model, not a curated record. Gene Ontology annotation, molecular function: 3'-5'-RNA exonuclease activity. Lineage: Eukaryota; Viridiplantae; Streptophyta; Magnoliopsida; Poales; Poaceae.